CGUGCCGGUCCUUGCGGGGUCUCAGCAUCCCCCGUGCCGGUCCCCGCGGGAUCUCAGCAUCCCCCAUACCCGCCCCCGCGGGGUCUCAGCAUCCCCCGUGCCGGUCCUUGCGGGGUCUCAGCAUCCCCCUACCCUCCCCCGCGGGGUCUCAGCGCUCCGUGCGGAGCCCCGAGAGCCGCCGCGUCCGGGCGGCCACCAGCGGCCGCAGCGGGCGGGUGCUCCGCAGCCCGGCGAGAGUUAACGGCGGCGCCGCCUCUCCAUUGGCGGCCCCGCGGCGGCUGCCGAGCCCGCGCUCGCCCCGCGCUCGCCCCGCGCGUCCGCCGGCCCCGCGCUCCGAGCCUCCAUGCGGCGGCGGCCGCCGGCAUGCCCGGCACGCCCAGCCUGCUGCCUCCUCUGCUCGCCCUGCUGUGCCUCGGGGUCGCCGACCCCAAGCCCGACCCCGACGAGCCGUGGUGCCCCUACAAGGUGGGCGGCGAUGGCGCGGCGGGAGCGCGGCUCUGCUUCCGCCCGCCGGCCCGCGGCUUCCAGUGCGCGGCUCGGGGGUGCCGCGCCCACCGCUCCGCGGGCGGCGCGCUGGUGGCCAACGUGCUGCGGAACGGCAGCGUGCUGCUGCAGUGGGGGCUGCGGCACUGGGGGCCGCCGCCGCCGCGCCCCUCCGCCGCCCUGCGCGGCUUCGCGCUCAACUGCUCCUGGGACGGCACCUACACGCGCUUCCCCUGCGACAGCGUGGAGCUGGGGGCCGCGUGUCGCGACUACCUGCUGGCCGAGGCGCACGGCAGCGUGCGCUACCGCCUGUGCUUGCAGCCGCGCUACGCCCCGCCGCGCCCCGCGCCGCCCGCGCAGUGCGUGGAGUUCCGCGUGGAGCCCGCGGCCAUGCGCGACAUCGUCGUGGCCAUGACGGCCGUGGGGGGAUCCAUCUGCGUGAUGCUCGUCUUCAUCUGCCUGCUCGUGGCCUACAUCACCGAGAACCUCAUGAGCCCCGCGCUCGCCCGCGGAGGACACGCGGCGGCCGCUGCGCGCCGCGCGUAGCGCGGGAGGGGAUGAUGGUGAUGAUGGUGAUGGUGAUGGUGAUGGUGAUGAAGCGGGGCCGGCGCCUGGCGGCUCCCGCAGCCGCCGUUGCGGCGCUCUGCGGCGAGGGAAGAGCUUUUCCAGACUGUUCUGGCAGCGCUGGCUUUGCCGUGCCCACACUUGCAGGAUGCGCGUUCCCAGCGGAGUUCGGAGCUCUUCUGCCGGCUGCGGUGGCUUCUCGGCCGGAGCCGUUCGUGGUGGACUCGUGGCAUCUCAGCGGAUCAAAAAACAAUAGCAGAGGUCCCCAGGUGCCAGAAAUCGUCUGUUUUAAGGGCAAGCGGCAGACCUUACCGAGGGCCUGUUUGAAAAGACUCUCCAGAACACCCUUAUUUUAAGCCUAAAACCUCUUGGUCUUAGACCCGUGCGUGAUUUUUUUCCUGUGGGGUAAAGCCGUUUAGAGUUCAGGAGGACUGACUGGUGGGACCACAAACCCCAUAGCUAAGCGUGCGCUUGAUCCAAAGCCCGCUUAAUCUUGUGUUUUAGGUGGGUUUUGUAUCAUGCUUUAGGCGGUCACAAAUUUUGGGGCGGGGGUUUUUCUGGUCGAGGGUUUUCUGGUCAGCUCCAGCGACCAUCAACAUCCAACACCUGCUUUUCUCCCAUCAGAAUUGUGUUGUAGUUUCACGAAGAGUGCAGGUAAAGGGAUAAAUUGAAUAAGAAAACUCCGUUUCGUUGAGCAAGUAGGAACCAACCCUUAAUUAUAAUUAUAAUUAAGAUAUAAGUGAGCACCCCCUGGCCCGCUGAAACCCCCUCCUUUAGCAAAGCAGCUGCACUAAGGUAGAAGCUUCUUGACCACGGAAGUCACUGAUGUUGUAGCCGAGUGUUUUGAGCGUAGGAACACUCCCCGGUAACUCCUCACUUGACGCUGUAGUGAAGUAAGGUUUUAGCCAUACUCUAGUACUGAUUCUAUUGUGCCUUAGUGCUGAGAAUUUGUCCCAUUCCUAUCGGUGCAUCUGUUCCUGUAGUCCUCGUAGUUAAGUGUUAUCUCCCUCGUGUUCCUGUCUCCGGAAUUAGUGGUUGUUGGUUUGUCUGAUUGUUUUCUUAAAAAAAAAAAGAAAAAAAAAACAAACAACUUGGGCUGAUCACUACUUGAAAUUUAAUAUAUACACAAAGUAGUUACCUUCAGAGAGGUGUUUAGCGAGGUAGUUUUUAGUACGUGUUGUUUGUGUGUAGUUGACUGCUGUAACACAAAAAAUUAAUUUAUUAUCACUUAGGAACUGUGCACUAAAAGCAAAAAAAAAAAAAAAAGUAGGGGGAAGGCUCUUUUGUAAAGGGACUGUCAGGUUCAGUGUGAUCUGUUUGUGUAAAUGUUUAGCUCUGGUGAACGACCUGUUUGCUUUUCCUUGUGAAAGUCCUUUGUGAAGUUCCAGCUUGGUGGUAGAGGGUAAAUCUAGGAAGUGUGUGGAAUCCUUAAUGAUAGCCAGUAUUUGUACCGAGCAUAAUCCCUUCUUCAGGAACUCGGGGGUGGCUGAGGAGCUGACGGUGUGCGUUUAUCAGCACCUUUUACAGCUUGCCCUCGGUUUGUUAUUCCUGCUGUGUUUCCAUUCUCUGCUCUGUGUUUGUCACCUUGCCUGUGUGCUGGAUUGAAGAACGCACUGAUGCCUCAUUUUUGCGUUUUUAUCCCUAAGGAGAUGCUGGAAGAAAAGGCAAUUUUGAAGAACAUUAAGACAAAUGUUGGUCUUUUAAAGGUUUCAGGGUUUUUUUUUGCUGUAGCCAGUUCAGCACAGGAGCACUGGAGUGCCACUGAGUUUGUACAUCUCUGUCACCUGUUGUCAAGCAGUGUCACUGUUCCGUUCCUCAUCUUGUCAUGAAUUGCCAGAUGUGAAAACCAGCUGUGUAAACAACGAGCCUUGUACCACCUUGGCGUUGAACUGAAUAAAUUAAGAGGAUGAUGGAAAAGAAAUGAAAAUCCCAUAAAUACUUAAAGGUUCAAGAUCUUGUUUCACUCAAAGGGAGUCUGCCCAAACUGGUCAUAACAAUAUUCCAUUGCCUGCUGUAAAAUUAUGACAGCAUUAAUGGGAAAAGAAGAGAUUUAUUCUCUGAAUACUUCAUUUUAUUUAUUAGAGGUUUGGAUUGUAGAUAACUGGGUAAUUCAGGUGGUAACACUGAUGUAAGUCUGAGGAAAUGGAAAUUUAAUUUACAGUUUGGAAUGUGACUGUCUUCAGUAAGACACCUCUGCAGGUAAUAAUGGAUACCCUAAAUAAUAAUUCAUAAUAAUAAUAAUAAUGGUAUAACCCUAAUGGAUUAUGGGAUAGCCCCAAAACAGCACCUAGAAGAUACUAAAGAGAUGUUUUUGUAGCCAUUUCACGUUUUUAUUCAUCAGUCUCUGGGGAUUGCAUUGUAACAGCAUCCUGGGCAGAGGGUAGAAAAAGAAUCUAAAUCCUGAUCGAAGAAAAUCUGCAGUUUUCAAAGGAUUACUUUCAUUUUUUUCCCUUUCCAUGCAUUAAAAAUGGGAUGUGGGAAACAAUAUCUCAUUUUCUCAUUCAUUUUCAGUGGAUUAAGCUUUAAUUGAACACAUCUGGGUGUGUUGGAGAAGAAAAUCAGAGUAUUCCCCUGUUUGAUUUUGUGUGACAUGAAGCAAAAUAUCUGUUGACCCAUUGAUAACUGGAUUUUUUUUCCUUCUAUCACUAUAGAAAUUUCUCUGCCAUGAAUGCAGACAUUUCUUGUGCUAAUAAAAGGGGAAAUUUAAUGUACACAGGCUUGGUGGUAAUCCAGCUGCCACCAGCCUUGGUGUGACUGCACAGUUAAAGCUUUCUCCAGGCUUUGCAGCAAUUCCCAAAACGUGCAGAGUAGCUUGGGGAGUGACAAUCCAUCCUGGCCUGUCCAGGCAGCGAUAAAGAAGUGGCAGAAUGCUGAUUUAUAACUGCCAAGAAGCUGCUUUGGGGGAAAGUGGAAAUUGCUCCUAAGGCAACCACACAUCCCCCGUGUUACUAUGCGAGUACCUGCUAUUAAAAAUCCACGUGGUGCCUUCUUAGGUGUUUUAUUACCCUGCAUUGAUCCACUCAUUUCCAGUACAAACAUCAGGCCACAUCCAGGAGCUAAAAUGGAGAAUGAUAUGCUCAUUAACAAGCUGCUUUUUUUCCCUUGCCUCGUGCUAAAUGUGAGGAAAACAACUGCUUAAAUGUGAGCAGCUCAAAGCCCAGCUUGACCCCAGCUUUGGGUGUUCUGGAGGAAACAGUCUGUGCCUCAGGCAAAGAAUCUCUUAAUUGCAUUUUGAUUUUUUUUGAUUUUUUUUUAUUUUUUUGUGAGAUGGAAAUGGAAAGGCUGCCUGGCUUUAUUUGGAGGUGCAGGCAAAAGCUGGGAUUUUGCUUCCAUGGAGAUCUGGAGUCUCAGUUUUAUGAGGCUGCAAACUGCUGCCGUGUUUCAGCAAAAAAAAGGAGGAAAAGAGGCAGGUGAGAGUGUCACAUUCCUGGUAAAAGCUUUGGAAUUACAGCAAGGGAUGCUUGGAUGGGGUUUUUUGGCAUUUUUAACCUGAGUAAAACCACCCUCAGGCUUGCUUCAGCCCAGGUCUGGUCACUGCAUCUC
Molecule: messenger RNA, 4590 nt
Organism: Motacilla alba alba
Lineage: Eukaryota; Metazoa; Chordata; Aves; Passeriformes; Motacillidae
Gene: FNDC10
Product: fibronectin type III domain containing 10
Exons: 2
Coding region: 364-1029 (221 amino acids)
Source: RefSeq, a predicted model, not a curated record